Messenger RNA from Fopius arisanus, 7181 nucleotides. RefSeq names its product bedraggled (gene bdg). Bases 1662 to 6392 code for a protein of 1576 amino acids. Gene Ontology annotation, biological process: sodium ion transmembrane transport. The record is from RefSeq and is a predicted model, not a curated record. Gene Ontology annotation, cellular component: plasma membrane. NCBI's taxonomy places the organism in Eukaryota, Metazoa, Arthropoda, Insecta, Hymenoptera, Braconidae. The transcript has 13 exons.
UCCAGUCUCAUCACCACCGAGGUUGACACUAUUCACCAAGAAUCCUUGUUCACUUUGUGAUGUACUAAAAGAAACAUUACAGUCUCGAUUCUCUGGGCGCUAUCAGUUGGAACAAAUUGACAUAACAGCAGCAGAAAACCAAGUUUACCAUCAGCUUUAUCAAUACCAAAUUCCAGUGCUCUUCCUCGAGGGCCAAUACUUGUGCAAACAUCGAUUGAACGUUCAACUUCUAGAAAAGAAACUGGAGGAAAUCGAGUGCAGAUGCUGAGGCCAUUGUAUUUUGCCCUUGAAAAAUGGAUAAUAACGAGGGCAUUGUGAGAUCCUCUUGAAAAAAUUCGUACAAAGGCUCUAACGAAAAAAAAAUCUUCUAUUCACAUUCGUAGCAAUUAGCUCGAUGCUUUUUGUACUCUGUUUCAAUGGAUUGUGCGUUAAUGCACAAUUUGUUGGGUAAUUAUCAAUAUACUUGUAUUUUCUUGGUUUGUCUUGAGAGGAGAAUGUCGAUGGAUCAAUUCUCGGUCUUUGAAUUGAUAUUCUGAAAAUCCUUGCAGGUAGAAUAUAAUAUUAACAGUCCAAAAUUGUAUUAAUAAUUUAUUAAUUUUCAUAAAAAUUGUAAACUAUAAUCAAACAAUCAUAAUUUAUAUUUUUAAUCCCAUAAUUUACGAUAUGAUUUCUGUAAUUACCAAUUUCUCAAUUCCACCCUUAAAAAAAUAAAUGACAAAUAUCACAAUUUGAAAAUGUUAAUAGACCCUUACAAUCCCCUAAUUAAAAUCUUUUCCUCGUGGAUUAAAAAAUGUUAACAACUAUUUAAACAGCUUUAAAUCGGUAGAAAAAAUACAUGUUUAAAAAAAUUUCGUCCAGAAGAUGACGGAAUUCGAUUUCCACUUGUUCCACACCAGGUGUACAACAAAGACAGAGAUGAUCCAAACGCGUAGAAUGAGAGAUUCAAGGACACAUAAAAGUCUCAGGACCCGACGCCAAUGGGGACUACAGGUCGGCCCAUUGGAUCCUCUCACCUCCCCUCAAACGAAAAACCCAUCUCACCGCAAUGUACUGUAGACCUCUCUCUUGCUUUCCCCUGGUCUGGUCACCUCAACACAACAAUAAACCCACCAUCAGAGCCAGCCUUACACACGCAACGAUUCCAUCUCACUCCACCAGCCGAUUCUCACACUAUUCUGUUUCAACAUUCGUCGUACCCUAGGCCUCGACGUCAAUCGGUGAAUGUACGCCUUCAAAAGUGCUCAGUUCUUCUUCAGUACUGCCAUGGUCUAGCCAACCAACUCACUUACCCAUCUUAAUCCCCAUUUUAAAGACCACCUGGCCCCAAAUCGUGCCGAUUUUUCACCGAUUUUAUUCAUUUUACCCUGACCACUCCACCAAACUUCAGAAGAGACUCAAUGCUCUCCAGUUUUACCUGCACUCCUGAAGUAAAAGGAUCGGUUUUUCAUUCCGUCAAUGAAACAUUUGAAUUUAUUGAGGUGAAACUUGAGUUCGCGGGUGCUGUGAGUGAUUUUAGUGUUAUUAUUUGGUAAUUCAGGAUCGGCAAGUGAUUCAGGAUGAGUGGAGAGAACUCCAGAGAGAACUGAAGAGUCUUCGAGUUCGAUGUGAAGAUCGUCUUUUAAGGAAUACCUGGAGUCAUCCAGAAAAAUCGAAAUCGCAAGAUGUCGACGAAGGUUCCCGACGACGAGGACCUGAUCGACCUGGAAGGAGGCAUUCACGUCUCGAGGACGUCAAUUCCCGACGCAACAGCUGAGGAGCAGGAGCACCUCCUGGACGUGUGCCCACCGAAACUGGAGCAGAAGUUGUCAUUAACUCGUGAGCACAAAUUAGUGCGGGAAUACUGUGACAACGGGGACAUCCUGGUGACGCUCGGACACGACCAGGUGAUGCCCAGUCGAAAGAGAAUCGACGUGGUGUCAUCAGAGACAAUCAAGAGAGUUCGAGACAUCACGAAGAACCUGGAGCCAGUGAUAGCCCCAGACACUCCCGACUCCAGUGAUCAAUCCACUGACGAGUGUUUGGAGGAAUCAGUUGAAGCUCAAGCCAUCAGUGCCUUUGAUUUUUUAUCAGAAAUAGACGACAACGAGGAAGAAUUCAAUGCAAAGAGUGGAGACUCCAACGGAGAUGAUUCAGAAAAUGACAUAAGACCACUGAAUCCACACCCCCCGGAUCACUCCAUCAAGACCCCCGGGAGUUUUCAUGAUGUUGACAUCAGCAAUAAAGAGAUAGACUGCACUGAUGAGAUUCCAGUGAUAAAAACCAGAGGACUCGAAACCUCCGAGUUCGAUAAUUUAGGGUUUGACGUGUCUCCACCUUUUAAAAGACCUCGUUUUGAUUUUUCACUCGGUGAGAGACCGAAGUCUGUGGGUUUUGGGGUCAACGAGAUGAGACACAGUGGAAAGAGAAAAAAGCACAGGAUUGAGAGGAAUUCGUGGAGUGCCGGUGGGAGAGAGGAUGACUCCUGCCUCGUCGAGAGAUCUACGAGCUUCGAUAUCGAUUAUUCGUGUCAACCCUCCACUUCUGGAGUCGUCCGGACCAUUUGCCGAACGGAGAUUCCGUCAUCCUCAUCAUCAGAGAGUUCAGAUGUGGAUUGGUCGUGGGUGGGGGAGGUGGAGCACCACGUUGAAUUUUUAAAUUCAUGCCAAAGGGAUGGUUCGUCAUCAUCGGAGUGUUCGGAUGUCGAUUGGUCCUGGAUUGAGGAGCUGAAACACAAGCGGUGCCCGUCGAAGUCCUCCACCCUCCACCCACCACCUGCUGAUAAUUCCACCCCCUCAAAACUCACUCACUCAACUCACCACUCACCACCCCCCGGAAAUCUCACCCCUUCCCCUUCACCCUCCAACUCCCUCUCAGACUUUCCCCCAAAUUUCCCUUCAAAAUCCUCAACUCCCCACCCAUCACUCCCCGAAAAUUCCACCCCCUCCCUCCAUACGGUCACCACUGGAAUUUCCCCUGGCACUCGCCAAGAGAACGUUCACAUGGAGGGACACGAUUUAUUGCGCAUGCGCACAACAAGUCUGUGCAAGUCCCUCUCAAAUGUCAGUGUCGCGAUGUCCGUCGAGGCGACGGGCAAGUCCUCACCUAGUGCCACAAACGCACAACAAACCGAUGACACUGUUCAAGAUGCCACAUCGAUGACAACAACAACAACAACAAUCGAUGACGAGUCACAAAUACCGAGUGAUAACAGUGAUAUUCAAAUAUCCCGCGGUGUCAUUGAAAAUUCACCCGCCAAUUCAUGGGUGCGCGCGUCAAUGCGAAGAUUGAGACACCUCAGGCUUCCAGAGGCUGACAGAGCAAGAAGACCACCACCAGUAUCAAUUACCAGUGAUUCAGUGAUCAGUGAGUCUUCUGGAAUAAUCUCAGCACCAAAUUCGUUGCCAGAUAUUGCUUUAAUUGCACCGGAGAUUCUCGCUGCGCACACUAAUGGCACGAGCUCGUCUAAUGUUUUGAGGCCAUCGAGUGCUCCUGUUGUCCGAAAUUCAUCGGGCAUUGUUACACCGAGGAGAGGACGGAGGACUAACAGGUCCAGGACAGCUAGUGGGGAGAGGAACAGGAGGCUCAGUGCUAGUGGAUCUUCCUCCAGGGAUAAUUCGAUUAACAGUGGUAGUGCUAGUGCUUCCGUUAGUCCUGUGUCCAGGUCGCCCCAGCAUCCCACCUCCAGCAAUUUGAGCAGAAGGACUUGCGAAAGACAGAGACAAUCAGAACGAGAGCCAGAGCAGAGUGACGAGGAAGACGAGGAGAAUCCCCUGGGAAAAUGGCCCCAUGCCCUCAGUCCAGCCUUAGCCUGUCUAGGAUGCACCCUUGGUCUCUUCAACAUCAGCAGGUUUGCCAUCCUCAGCGUUCAAUUCGGUGCAAACUUUAUCGUGCAAUUUUUGGUCCUAUCCCUGGUCCUGGGAAUUCCUCUGCUGACAUUGCAAGUCUGUCUCGGUCAGCGGUUGGCAGCUGGUGCUGUUGACAUGUGGAAAAUAUCACCCAUUUUUCAUGGAGUUGGAAUAGCUCUCCUGGUAGCUCAUGCCUUCAUCGGUAUCUACAGUAUUAUAGGGAUAUCCUGGAUGUUCGUCUACUUCAGGGAUUCCUUCAUUACGAAACAGGAUAGAUACCGGUGGGCAGAGCCUUUUUCAUUGUACAGAGAAGAUGCUAAACCUGUCAACACUUCGAUACCUUUUAAACUCCACGAGACAGUACCUGAUUAUUUCAGUGGUGUUGUCCUCCAAAGGCAUCAUCUCAACGAGCCAAAUCCCAGUGUUGUUACUUUGAAAUUCCAAGUUGCCUUCAAUCUCGCUGUCGUCUGGAUGAUUGUCUUUGUAUCCCUCAGCAAAGGUUUGAGAUCCUACGGGAAAGUCGUCUACGUUUUUACUUUGGUGCCAGUAUUUGGGACUCUCAUUCUAUGCACAAAACUAUUGGGAUUGACUCCAGCUGGUACUAUUCAUCAAUUAUUCCCUGCAACUGUGUGGAAUGAAUUUUUUAUCAACAACAGAUCGUGGGUUGCAGCUUCAUCAGAGGUUUUUCUAACGUGGGGGCUCCUCGGAGCUGCUGCAAUGCAGAUUGCUGCACACAACAAACACAAACACCUCCUCCAACGCGACACAAGUCUCGUAAUAGUCCUGACUUUUGUAGUCCUUCUGCUGUCAGCAUUCCUAGCCAACACCUGCGUGCAAAUUCUGAGAUACCACGGCUACAUCUACACGACCAGUACUUUCGAGAGAAUAUCGGGGUAUAUCUUCAUGCGACCAGUGAGCCAGCCUCCUCCCUCAGGGUAUGGCAACACACCAGAGAGAUUUAUGUCUCACGCUUCAUUUUUACUUGGCCAACGUGCCAUCAGACCUGGGGCGGAUCUCAGCAUCGAAUCGGGAUAUCAGGCACUUCGAUUAUCCACUGAGCUUGUGCCAGCUACCCUCGCUGUCUUGGGCACUGAACAGGUGUCACCAUUCUGGGCUGUUCUAUUUUACUUCAUUCUCAUUUUAUUUGGAAUCGCUCAACAGCUUGCAAUCUGGCACUGUGUAAUAACCGGUAUAAUGGCAAUCAACACUAAAAUGAUGAAACUCUGGGAGACCACGAUAACAUUCUUCAGCUGUGCAUGUGGUUACAUCCUAGGACUCCCAAUGGCAACAGAGUUUGGUAUCUACGUGGUUUAUUAUUUGGAUUACACUGUCGGUGGUGCCUGGUGGAUAAUGGUUCUGUAUCUGGUGCAAGUUGGGGCUGUUUUUGCUGUGAGGGGACGUCCUCACACUGGGGAGGCAGUGGUUGCUGAAUUAUUUCCACCGACUGGACGCUGUCUCAGGCAUUGGGCUGGACCUUUACUCUCAUUUACGUGGAAUGUUAUUCUACCAGUUACGCUCAUGGUGUUGAGCAUCACUCUCUUCAAGAGCAGCAGUUUUCGAGAUCUUUACAGCUACAGAAGGACAAAUCGUGAUUAUUGGGCGGUUUGGGCGAAACAGCUUGGGGCUGCCAUUCAGUUGAUUCCAAUAUUGAUAAUUCCAGCAGUAGCUGUUAUCCAGACUUGCCGGUAUUUAAAUAGUGGACCACCUGAUAUAUUCGAUACUGAACAAGUGGAGAUAAACUAUACUCAUUGCGAGCAAUGCAACGCCAAUAGGAUCCAACUGCUGUACCGUCCGUCCUUGGAGCCCCAGGACCCCCGCCGCCCUCAGACGUCGUAUCCCAGUGCCGGAGGAGGUAGCAUCCAUGGAAAUGGUGUUCUACCAACACCCCCAGACGUUCCCUUCGAGGAUCCACCACCCAAGUAUACACCACCCCCGAGCUACACAACCGCCACAGGUGCCCGAAUAGCGAAAAUGCUGAGACAAAGCUUCAGGCGGAGUGUUCGAAGGAUUGCCAAUGUCCUGGGGGAAAGCAGUGGGCCCCGAGCAAGAGCUGCUUUACAACCACCACCUCCUGAUUAUGCAACUGUUCUCGUGGAAAUGAACCAAACUAUUCUACCCAGGGACAUCACAGUCCACGCUAGUGAUCCCCCAGAUGUCACUGACACUGGGACAACAGUCAAUCACAUCAGGAACAGACCAAAUACUAUCGACAGAAUGACGAGGAUCAGCUCCUUGGAGCGAUGCCCUGUUGAGAGAACUCACUCGACAAUUGAACGAAGUAGGAGACUCCAGAGUGGAUCCUCUCAUUUAACUGCUGCUGAUGUUGCUAAUCUCCUCAGGAGCAGCAUCAGACGUAAUAAUAGACCAAAUCAGGGAUUACGAAGGAGUUCUGUUCAUAAUCCACCAAUGGUUGCUGCAUCGGUUGAAAAUCUUGUCAGUGCUGCUGCACCCAUUGGACAGGACUCCAUGGUCUUUGAUAAAGGGACACCACUAGUCCAGGAUACGAGGAAUCAGGAUGGCGAUGAUGAGAAGACUGGUGGAACGGAAUCAUCCGUUUCUGUGAUAUAAGACUCGAGACAUUUUAUGGUUUAUUCAUUGUUUGUGUGAUUUUUUUUCUGCAUCAUUUGACAGACUUUGGGACUUUCGCGUCACUCGGAGAAUUUAAUAGGAAAAUAUUACCAAUUUGGAGAAAAUUGGGACUUUUAUUGAAUUUUCUGGUAAUUAGAAAUUUUUUAAUCUCGAAUUAUCUGAUUUAUUUCGUUAUAAUUUUGGUGAUAAGAGGAAAACGAAUAUAAGGAAAUACUUGCAAAAUUUCAGCCACGAAAAUUGGAUGGAAAGUAUUUGAAUAAGUUGUGUAGAAAAAACGAAUUCUAUUUUUUAUUCCAUACUUUCUGAACCUUUAAAGAGAAUUAAUCAGUAAUUCAAUGAUUUUGUAACGAAUUCAUUUGAUUUUUCUAUUAAUUACUUCAUGCGUGGGACGAAUUACUGAUCGAAAUUUCUAGUUGGGACAUGUGGUGGACAAUUCUGAUCGUCAGAGAUUUAGUCAGGGAGUUUCAAGGAUGUCUUGUGAAUCAUUGGAUUCCUUGGAGGCACAAAUAGAACUUUUAGGGUCUACCUGAUGUUCGAGCUUACUGUAUUUAUCGCAAUUGUACAUGUGUUCAAAGGCAUUUUGCAAGUCCUCGACUGGGGAAUACACAAUUUCUCUUGUAACAUAAUUCAUAGUGAAGAUGUGUAACAAAACCGACUUGUCAAUGAAAGACUUUGUUUCUUCUUUUUUUGUAAAUAAUUGUAGGAUUUUUAUAAGUUAGAAGACACGUUUCUGUAAUGGAAUAAUAAAAAGAGAUAUAUGGAAAUCCA